UUUUUAUGAUAGCUUCAAAUUUUAAGUAUCAUUUAACAUAUUAUUCUCUAAAUUUCUCAUCCGUAUUCCAUAGCGCAUUGUUCGUAAUUCACCAUCAAGUAGAAGACUUGUUUGUCGUCAUUUCCACAGUCUAUACUUCAUAAGAAAUUGCGUUUAUUCUCUUGCAAAAGAAAUAAAGAUUUAGUCUAUACCCUGAUGUUACCUCAAGCAUAGUUUUCAAAAUACCAUGAAUCAAAAUUAUUGGAGAAUAUUUGCUAAACAAUUGUUCCUGCUUAUUUUUUCAUUUGCUUAUCUGUUCUACAAUCCAGUAACCAGUAAUGCUGUUAAACUCCACAGCCAAAAUGUUGACAUGACAUUGGCAUCCAAUGAGUUAGUUAUAAUAAAUUUCUAUGCCGAUUGGUGUCGAUUUAGUGGUAUUCUUACUCCAAUCUUUGACGAAGCUGCUGCAAAAGUUUCUGAACUUUAUCCAGACUCUGGUAAAGUUGUAUUGGGAAAAGUAGACUGUGAUAGUGAAACUUCCAUUGCAUCUAGAUUCCAAAUUACUAAAUAUCCUACUAUAAAAGUAUUAAUAAAUGGACAACCAGCUAAAAGAGAAUAUAGAGGUAAGCGAUCAGUUGAAGCUUUUAUAUCUUUUGUGCAAAAACAACUUGAAGAUCCCAUUCAAGAAGUAUCAAACUUAUUUACUGCGGCUGAUGUGAAGUCAAGAGUUAUAAUUGGAUACUUUGAAACCAAAGAAUCUCAAGAAUACCAAAUAUUUAGAAAAGUGGCAACAAAUCUUAAAGACGAUUGUAUUUUUUAUGCUGGAGUUGGUGAAGCAUUCCGUGCUAUGCAUCCACCCAAUGAAACAAUAAUAGAAUUCAGACCUGAUCGGGCAUCUCCUAAAUCUGAACAUCAUACUUUUACAGGAAAUUCAGCCGAUUAUGACUCAUUAAAUAUAUGGGCAACAGACAAUUGCUUACCAUUAGUACGUGAAAUAACGUUUGAGAAUGCUGAAGAAAUCACUGAAGAAGGAUUACCAUUUUUACUAUUUUUCUAUCAUCCUGAUGAUUUGGAAUCAAUUAAAUUGUUCAAAGAAAUUGUUGGCACUCAUUUAGUACAAGAGAAACAGCGGGUAAACUUUUUGACAGCUGACGGCAUCAAGUUUGCUCAUCCUUUACAGCACCUGGGAAAACGACAUACUGACUUGCCUGUAGUUGUUAUUGACAGUUUCAAACACAUGUAUCAAUUCCCAGCAAAAAGUGAUUACAGAAACCAUGAACAUCUGAAAAUAUUCAUUGAUGAUCUGUACUCUGGUAAAUUACACAGAGAGUAUCAUUUAGGCCCUCAAGAAAUUUCUGCUAUAGAAAUAGUUCAAGGUGAUAACCAACCUGCGGAACAGACUAUGCCACCCGAAUCUACUUUCAAGAAAUUAGCACCAUCUAAGAAUCGUUACACAUUAUUAAAAGAAGAAUUAUAGCUUAACAAUACUAUGUGGCAUAUCGAAUUAUAACUGCCCUACAUGGUUUUAACUAUUAAGUUAUUGAAUUUGUUUCCCAUGUGAAUCAUUUUAUUAUUAUUAUUUUUUUUUUUUUUUUUUUGUUCAUAUUUUAAAAUUUACCAUUUACAUUUUUACUAUUGUUUUUCCCUCCAAUUUUUUGUCCGUAUCUCAUACAGAUUGUUCCAAUUUGAUCAUAUUGUAAUAUUUUGAUUAUCAUCAUAAGGUGCUGGUAUCCAUUCAAAUUAUAUUAUUAUGUGUACAUAAUUUAUUAACUAUUUAAAUUAAAUGUCAUUCUAUUUUUAGGAUAAUAUCUGUUAUUUUGCCAUUUCAAUGCCUAUGCACAAAUAGAAAUUAAGAGAAUAAUAUUGUUAUACUAAAUUAGA
Molecule: messenger RNA, 1860 nt
Organism: Melanaphis sacchari
Lineage: Eukaryota; Metazoa; Arthropoda; Insecta; Hemiptera; Aphididae
Gene: ERp44
Product: endoplasmic reticulum resident protein 44
Exons: 7
Coding region: 227-1456 (409 amino acids)
Source: RefSeq, a predicted model, not a curated record